AUGUUCGCCUCUGCCAUUCUCAGAUCCGCCGCUGCUGUUAAUGCCCAAGUUGCCGCUAAGCAAGUUAGAGUCACCCUUAAGCCAAACGGUGUUGCUUAUAUGCUUGGACUCUACGCUAAGAAGGUUCCAGUUAUCUUCAUGUGGGCCGGUGCUGUCGGCACCGCUUUGUUCUGGCCAUUGGGUGCUGAAGGCGUUGUCAAGAAGCUCGGCUGUGGUACCUUCGGCCUUUUCAACCUGAGAAUUGACCCAGACUUCCAAUCAAGGAAGCUCACGCUUGGUCCAACCGGUAACUCCACAUUUCCUCCUGUUCAGGAAUCACACUUGUAUCGGCGUUUCUACACCAAGGCGUCCACCUUCCCUGCUGAGAUCCCACCAUCUCUGUUUGCUCAAUAA
Williopsis jadinii is the source of this 393-nucleotide messenger RNA. RefSeq lists its product as uncharacterized. Lineage: Eukaryota; Fungi; Ascomycota; Saccharomycetes; Phaffomycetales; Wickerhamomycetaceae. The coding region runs from base 1 to 393 and encodes 130 amino acids. The transcript has 2 exons. The record is from RefSeq and is a predicted model, not a curated record.